UGCUAUACACACGACGCUAAUAGACGAUUUGUGGACGACGCUGGAGAUCACACCAUACGUCGCACGGCAGCAGCACCGGUGCACCGUUGGAUAUGUCGUUCGGCUGUAUGUCGUCUGUGCAGUAUCGGCUGCACAGCAGUUUCGAUAAAUCAAACCCAUCUAACCAUCUCCAGUCCAUCAAUCUCCUUCCUCCAACCAACACAACACCCGAUCAACUGGCAGAGCCAGAGCCGAUCGACAGGGGUUCGAGAGCGUACAGAGGGGCCCAUCGAUCGAGCGCCAAGAAUGGCGGUGUCAGGGAGCGCUCAGAGCCGACGGUUCGCCGCAGCGUGCGGCGUUCUCAGCCGCUGCAUCAAGGCGACGGACGCGCGGCCGGCCGCCACGGUGGUCCUCCCCCUCAUGCCCGGAGCCGAAGUGCCCGCGCAAGACGAGCACGCGGUGGGUCCUGCGCCGGCGAGCGCGCAGAUGACCAUCUUCUACGGCGGGCAGGUGCUGGUGCUCGACGAGGUCCCGGACGACAGGGCGGCCGAGCUGCUCCGUGUCGCUGCCGCAGCAGGCACCACGCGAGGGGACGGCGACCUGCCCAUGGCGAGGAAGGCGUCGCUGCAGCGGUUCAUGGAGAAGCGCAAAGGAAGGCUCGCCGCUCGCGCCGUCCCCUACAGCCGGCCCGACGGCGACGCGUCCUGCUACCAUCUCACGCUGACGCUCUGAUCCGCAUUCAUGCAUAGAACUAGAAGAGUAGCCUGUGUCCGUCGCUGUGAAAUUUAUAAAUUAUUGUUGUUGUUCUGAUGAACUGAUGAUGGCGAAUUAUAGUACAUGUA
Messenger RNA from Triticum dicoccoides, 821 nucleotides. RefSeq names its product protein TIFY 11e-like. The transcript has a single exon. Gene Ontology annotation, biological process: regulation of jasmonic acid mediated signaling pathway; regulation of defense response; response to wounding. Gene Ontology annotation, cellular component: nucleus. Lineage: Eukaryota; Viridiplantae; Streptophyta; Magnoliopsida; Poales; Poaceae. The record is from RefSeq and is a predicted model, not a curated record. The coding region runs from base 286 to 711 and encodes 141 amino acids.